Messenger RNA from Ascoidea rubescens DSM 1968, 367 nucleotides. RefSeq lists its product as uncharacterized. The transcript has a single exon. Lineage: Eukaryota; Fungi; Ascomycota; Saccharomycetes; Ascoideales; Ascoideaceae. The coding region runs from base 104 to 316 and encodes 70 amino acids. The record is from RefSeq and is a predicted model, not a curated record.
UAGUGAAAUAUGAGAGAUAGUGAAAUAAUGAAAUAUGAGAGAUAUGAAGCUGAUAUUAAAGAGAUACGAAAUGGAUAUGAAAUGAAUAUGGUAAGAUGAAGUUAUGUGUCCUUGUGAAAGAUAUAAAAAACCGAGAAGCGAGAGCAGAACGAGGAAGAGUAAACCAGCCAGAGAAGGCAGUGGAGAGACGAGUAGCAAUAGCAGUUCUUCGGAGCAGUCUCAACAAAUAAUAGCAGUCUUCAGAGCAGUUUUUACAGCAGUUUUUACAGCAGUUUUUACAGCAGUUUUAACACUCCCACAGAGAAAACAGUCGUAAAGCAGUUUUUAACACCUCUGGAGUUUUGUGAGUUGUGAUUUUGAACAAAAA